AUGUGGGAAAAUUUAAGAGCUCAGAAGUUGGAUUUGGUGGCCGCCCCUACUGAGAGAUUGACAGAAGAUGAAUGGAUCCAGGUAACGACAAGGUCUAUACUGCAAGAAGAAUCAGCUAAGCUGUGUGCUAUACACACGGAGGAGUUUUGCCUUCAGGCUCAGGGGUUUCUGUCUUGCUCUCAUGUUUUCCACAGAAACUGUAUGCAGGCUUUUGAGUGGUAUUCUGGUAGGAAGUGCUGCCCAGUGUGCAGAAGGGAGCAUUACGAAACAUGUGUAAUUCAUGAAGCUGCUUGACUUGACAGAUGUCACUGUUCUACCAGGAUUCAAGCAUACUGGCGAGGCUAUAUUGCUUGUAAAAAGUACAAAAAUAUCCAGAAAAUCAAGUUCCCCAAAGACAAAAAGAUGACUCGCCAGUUCUUGGCACUGAGUUUGCAGGAACUGAAUGACAGCUUUGUCCGAUACUGUCACACCGACAUGGAGGCUUUUCUGAGUGAUAUCGACCGUUCGCUGUCAUCAAGCAGACGAGUCCUCGAACAGCUGGAGAGAAAAGGCAUCUCAGAACCUCGGGAGAACGAGUGGGAGCGACUGAAGAGCCAGGUUGAGCACGAGGCAGGAGUGGCUCAACCUUGA
Messenger RNA from Xiphophorus maculatus (southern platyfish), 630 nucleotides. RefSeq names its product ring finger protein 32 (gene rnf32). Gene Ontology annotation, molecular function: protein binding. Lineage: Eukaryota; Metazoa; Chordata; Actinopteri; Cyprinodontiformes; Poeciliidae. The record is from RefSeq and is a predicted model, not a curated record. The transcript has 6 exons.